Lacerta agilis (Sand lizard) is the source of this 8517-nucleotide messenger RNA. It is a transcript of the gene WNK3, whose product is annotated as WNK lysine deficient protein kinase 3. Gene Ontology annotation, cellular component: cytoplasm; cytosol. The record is from RefSeq and is a predicted model, not a curated record. Gene Ontology annotation, biological process: intracellular signal transduction; monoatomic ion homeostasis; positive regulation of potassium ion import across plasma membrane. Gene Ontology annotation, molecular function: chloride channel inhibitor activity; protein serine/threonine kinase activity; ATP binding. NCBI's taxonomy places the organism in Eukaryota, Metazoa, Chordata, Lepidosauria, Squamata, Lacertidae.
CUUCCAUCUCCUCCUCCUCCUGCUCUCUGUGUAUAUAUGGAGGGGUUUCCUCCGAAUAGUACAGCCCAGACAGAAGGUAGAAGAGAGAGGAUUGCUCUUCACCUGCUUAUCAGACGAGGUUCACCAUCACCCGGAAGUUCUUCCUUGUAAGGAGGUGGGGGUCUUUUUCCCCUUGAUGCAGUAAGCAUCCCCCACCUCCUUUUUACUGCUUCCAUGGGGUUUGUUUGAGAGGAGUCCACAGAGAUGGAGAGAUGCCUCCCCGCGGGCUCUAGCCCAAACCUUAUACACUUGGGUUGCCAUGGGAAUCUUAUGAUAAUCUGAGAGGAAAUAAGUCCUGGUAACAUUGCCAUUACUCAUGAUGUGCCUGAAGUGAAGAGGAAGGGAAACACUUAACAUAUCCAAGUGCCAAGGCUCUGCUGUGUCAUGGCUACGGACUCUGGUGAAUCAGCCAGCACAGAGGAAUCAGAGAAACCUGAUGGAGUCUCUUUGGAAGGUAGGGACUCCUCGGCUGUUGCCCCUUUGACCAUGGAGACCAGGACCAAAGAGGAUGUCAACACACCUGCCUCUGGAGCAACUACAGAGAGGAAAAGGUUUUUCCGAAAGAGUGUGGAGAUAAUGGAGGAUGAAAAAGCCUUGGAACCCACUCCAAAGGAUGAACAGGACCAGUUUGUGAUGGGUGACCAGAGGGUGGCUCAUCUUUCUUCCAGCAGUCUGGUGGCAGGCCAGGAGGCCAGAUGUGAGCAUGGCUCGAAGGUGAAUUUGGAAGCUUCAAAGGAAAGAACCAAGAAAGAAAUAGAAGAGGAGGCCGAGAUGAAGGCUGUGGCUACAUCGCCUGGAGGAAGGUUUCUGAAAUUUGACAUUGAGCUGGGGAGAGGGGCCUUCAAAACAGUGUUCAAGGGCCUGGACACAGAAACCUGGGUAGAAGUCGCUUGGUGUGAAUUGCAGGACAGGAAGCUGACCAAAGCUGAGCAGCAGAGGUUUAAAGAAGAAGCUGAGAUGCUCAAGGGAUUGCAACAUCCUAACAUUGUCCGAUUUUAUGAUUCUUGGGAAUCAACUGUUAAAGGGAAAAAGUGCAUUGUAUUGGUAACUGAGCUGAUGACAUCUGGAACACUGAAGACGUACUUAAAGCGUUUCAAAGUCAUGAAGCCAAAGGUGUUAAGGAGCUGGUGCCGACAGAUCUUGAAAGGGCUGCAUUUUCUGCACACGAGGACCCCUCCUAUCAUCCACCGUGAUUUGAAAUGUGAUAACAUCUUCAUCACGGGGCCCACUGGUUCAGUGAAGAUUGGCGACCUGGGACUGGCCACCUUAAUGCGCACAUCGUUCGCUAAGAGUGUCAUUGGAACUCCUGAAUUUAUGGCUCCUGAGAUGUAUGAAGAACAUUACGAUGAGUCUGUUGAUGUCUAUGCUUUUGGAAUGUGUAUGCUGGAGAUGGCGACCUCUGAAUACCCAUAUUCUGAAUGCCAAAACGCAGCUCAAAUCUACCGAAAAGUCACCAGUGGCAUUAAACCUGCCAGUUUUAACAAGGUUAUUGAUCCAGAAGUGAAAGAGAUCAUUGAAGGCUGCAUUCGACAAAACAAAUCUGAAAGGCUAUCCAUCAAAGACCUUUUGAAUCAUGCCUUCUUUGCUGAGGACACUGGACUUAGAGUGGAGCUGGCAGAGGAUGAUGAUGGACUGAAUUCCUCCCUGGCUUUGAGACUUUGGGUAGAGGAUCCCAAGAAGCUGAAAGGCAAGCACAAAGAUAAUGAAGCCCUUGAGUUCAGUUUCAACCUGGAAACAGAUGUCCCAGAGGAGGUGGCUUGUGAAAUGGUGAAGUCAGGAUUCUUCCACGAAAGUGACUCUAAAGCUGUGGCUAAGUCCAUCCGGGAUCGUGUCUCCCUAAUCAAGAAGACAAGGGAGAGGAGGCAGGUGGGCUACCUGGAGGAGAGAAGAGACUCUCAAAGCAAGCUGCCAAGUGGGCUACCAUUACUCCAGCCACAGGGCUCAUCAUUCACCACUCCUUCCCAACAGAGCAGGACGGAGUGCGAGGAAACAGAGGUGGACCAACAUGUCCGACAGCAAAUCUUUCAACAAAUGCAGCACAGCUCCUCCAUUGCAGCUGACAGUUUAUCUGAGAGAGGAGCAGGUUCAGUUAUACUUUCGGAUGCCUCCAGCCAACAUAGCCUGGCUUUCUCCUCGGAACAGAUUAUGGGCCCCCAGCAGGCCCCCAAUCUCUCACAAGCUGAAAACAGUGUUCAAGGACACAUCUACGCUUCCCAGCAGCUGGUGGGACAUUACCAGUCGAUGGCAGGGGUGCAACAGCAGCCAGCAAAUGUGGCCCACCCCAGCGCUUUACCACUAAUCCAGAGUCAGCCUUCAACCCUACCCACCCACAGCUUGGCCCCCCCUGUGGUUCCUCAAGCCCAGGCGUCUCCUAUUGCACUUCAGCAGUUCACACCGAGGCUGGCUCCAGAUGCACAGGGAUCCUACAGUGCAGAAGGGCAGACAUUGGAUGGAUCCAUCAUGGGAGUCCCCCAGCAGAUCUUGACCGCCACUUCCCCUCAGACUACUGCUCCACAGAUGGUGAACCAACACCUGCCAGCUAACAUACCGUUGACCUCUGCUGCUAGAAUCAGUAGUCAGGCUCCAGCUGCUGCAGGAUCAAUGGAACUGGAACAUGCUUCUGCCAGCUUUGUGCCUGCUGGUCAUUCACCUGUGCUGCAGGGGCAGCCUUCAGUUCAGUUUGUCAACAAUAUGCCAAGUUUAGCACAGGCUCUUCCUAACCCAUCAGCUGUGGCGUCAGUUCCACAGGGAGUUACAUCCAUUCAACAACCCCAGCAAGUUCCCCAGCAGGUGGCAUCCAUGCAGCAGCCCCAGCAACAGUCCCAGCAAGUCCCCCAGCAGGUGGCACCCAUGCAGCAGCCCCAGCAAGUUCCCCAGCAGGUGGCAUCCAUGCAGCAGCCCCAGCAAGUUCCCCAGCAGGUGGCACCCAUGCAGCAGUCCCAGCAAGUUCCCCAGCAGGUGGCACCCAUGCAGCAGCCCCAGCAAUUUCCCCAGCAGGUGGCACCCAUGCAGCCAGUCCCAGCAAGUUCCCCAGCAGGUGGUAUCCAUGCAGCAGUCCCGCAAGUUCCCCAGCAGGUGGCACCCAUGCAGCAGCCCAGCAAGUUCCCCAGCAGGUGGCACCCAUGCAGCAAGUCCCAGCAAGUUCCCCAGCAGGUGGUAUCCAUGCAGCAGCCCCAGCAAGUUCCCCAGCAGGUGGUAUCCAUGCAGCAGCCCCAGCAGGUGACAAUGCAGCAAGUUCCCCAGCAGGUGGUAUCCAUGCAGCAGCCCCCGCAAUUGCCCAGCAAGUGGCACCCAUGCAGCAGCCCCAGCAAGUUCCCCAGCAGGCAAUGUCCAUGCAGCAGCCCCAGCAUGUUCCUCAGCAAGCAACAUCCAUGCAGUCCCAGCAUGUUCCUCAGCAGUUGGUGGCUAUGCAACAGCCCCAGCAAGUUCCCCAGCAGGUGGCACCCAUGCAGCAGCCCCAGCAAGUGUCCUCUAUUCAACAGCUUCAGCAGGCAGCAGUAAUACAGCAGUCUCAGCAUAUUCCCCCACAAGUGGGCUCCAUUCAGCAAUCUCCACAAAUUCCCCAGCAGGUUGGUUCAUUCAGCAGUCCCAGCAGGUUGUGCCAGUACAUCAGGUCUCUGCCGUGCCACAGCCGAUUGCACUUCCACAGUGCCCACAGUAUCCCACGCUGCCCUCGAUGCUUCUGCACAGCCUUCCCUGGUGCAGCAAGAGCAGCAAGCUAUUCAGAUGCACCAAUCCACAGAUCAGCAUCCUUGUGUAAGGCAACAGAUGUUAUACCACCUGCCUCUACAGCAGCAGAAACAAAGAGCAGUUUCUUUCCAGGGCAGCUCUACAGAGCAGUUGGCAGCUGUUGCUCAACAAGUUGUAGAAACCGCAGCAGCCGAGCUCUCGGGUUCAACUCCAGAGCAGGUGGCUUAUCUCCAGUACCACGUGCAAGCACCAGAACAGCUAAUAUAUCAAACACAGGCCCCCCACCAACUCCCCGCUUCAGAGCAGCUGACACCUCAAGUGCAGCCCACCAACCAGCUCCAGGCACCAGAGCAAGCAGCAUGUCAGAUGCAUGUCCGCUUACACAAUGCAAGGCCUGAUCAGCCUCCGUGCACAGAGCAAAUGGUCUAUGCAGUCCCUGGAGUGUAUCCAGGACAGCCCUUGGACCAACCGACAUAUCCGAUGCAGUCUUUUUACCAAGGACGCGCUUUCGUAACCCAACCAGCACCAUCUAGUUCCGCCUCGGAGAUCCAGCAGGCUCACUUAGCAGUACACGUCGCAGAUCAACGGAGUUUUGCCGCGCUCGGUCCUGAGAAAUCGUUAUAUACGGUGCAGGAUAGUGGCACUGGCUGCAUGGAGCAGCAAGUUUGCCGAGGGCAACCAGUGGAGGCCCAUGCUUAUCCCUCUGAGCAGCUCCGGCCUGAGCCAUCAACAUAUCUGAUCCAGCAGGAUUCCGGCAUAGGGCACCAGCAGCUGCAGCCUCCUCAGGCGAGACACAAGUUUUCAGAAGGCCAACAGCCAGGAUCGCAAGCCCCUUUUGUCCCAUCUCAGCCAUCUUUUAUCCCACAAAUGCAGCCACAGGCUCCGUAUCAAGACUUCAAACCAGCAUGCUAUUCCUCAGCCCCUCAACGCCACAGUCCACAGUCUGCCCCAAACGCACCACAGACGGUGUCUUCCAUGCCAGAACAGUCAGAGCCAGCUUAUGCAAGGCAACAGCCGCCAGAACUGCCCGACUUGCAUGGUCCUAGCCUCCUCCAGCAACCUCCAGCAUUUCAGCCAGGCCUGACAAUACCAACCAUUUACAGCUUCCUCAGUAACAGUCAGCAUAUGUGCAGCAGCAGCCGCCAAUGCUUCCUCUUGUGGAAAAUUGGCCAAACAGACAAAAGCAAGCAGCGGAGAGCUUCCUGCGCCCGAACAGAGAAGGGAACAAAAUUUCAGCUCACUGUGCUGCAGGUGUCAACAUCGGGGGACAACACUGUGGAGUGCCAGCUCGAGACUCAUAACAACAAGAUGGUCACAUUUAAAUUUGAUGUUGAUGGAGAUGCUCCGGAAGACAUUGCUGACUACAUGGUUGAAGAUGACUUUGUGUUGGAAAAUGAGAAAGAGAAAUUUGUUGAUGAACUGAAGGCUAUUGUUUGCCAGGCCCAGGACAUCAUCCGCAGUCUUCCGGUUGAAGAGCGAACUACUGGCACAGAGUCUACACCUUCUGAUCUUACCCAAACAGGAUCUUCUGAACAAGUUCAGAUAAACCCAGCAUCUACUCAAACUGGCAGUGAAUCCGCUCCUCAGUCAUCCCCUGUUGGCCGCUGGAGAUUUUGCAUCAAUCAAACAAUAAGGAACAGAGAAACCCAGACACCUUGCACUCUUCUACAGUCAACUACAGCUGCCCCGGGGUGUCAGAUAACAGACCAUAUAAAGGAGAGUACCAAAGAAGAUCACCCCCAGGAUUGUCCACAGGCUGUGGAAAAUCUCAGCAGCCAGCACAGAACGAUCCCCUCUUCCAGCUCAAAUGAGCUAAGUGACAGUAUGGUAUCUGAACCCCAAACAUUGGAAACUGAGCAGUCAGCAAUUCCUCACCAAGUGGAAGGCAGCAUGGAUAAGCUGCUGUCUGCCACUGCUGGUGACAAUUAUGAUGUUACUGCUUCUGAUUCUUCUGCUUGGCCAGAGUCUUUAGAGGCAGAGACCCAGGCUGACGAAACUCACUUACCUUCAUAUACACCCCAUCCAACAUCUGGCAUUGCAGAGCAAAGUAUGCCCACUGAGGCCUUUGUGCCCAGACCAACCACCUGCCACAUCCCGGCCACUGAGGAAGCAGAUAACACGAUGAGCACAGAACAGACCAGUGCUUUGGCUCAGACCCCUGGACAAGAAGGUGCCCCCUUUGCAUCCACUCUGGAGUCAGACAGUGAGGGCCCCCCUAAGAUGGACUUUGUCGACAACAACAUCAAAACUCUGGAUGAGAAGCUGCGGACGCUUCUGUAUCAGGAACACAGCUUGUCGGGCACUUCACCUGAGAGCCAGAAAGACACACAAAGUGCAUUGGAGUCUCCAUUCUCCUCGUCUGCUGAAGAAACUCUUCCUGGCCCAGUUCUUGAUGCACCAGACACUAUCUCCCCCCAAGAGACCCAGCAAAGCCCCACCAAGCUUUCAGACCCCCAGGCUAUGCUGAUCCCAUCUGCAGAUCAUCCAGACAGUUUGCCAGUGCUGAGGAGGGAGCCCAGUGCUAUCACCUCUGCUCCCAGUGAUCUCUGUAUGCAUGAGAUGUCCCCGGAGGCUUCAUUUCCUGAGAACCCUGUGGCCUGUCCUGCUUCAGCAUCAAGUGGUGGAGCUGUGCACCUGCAUGCAGGAGGUGGAUAUUUUGGCCUAAGCUUUACUUGCCCUAGUCUCAAAAACCCUAUUAGCAAGAAAUCCUGGACUCGCAAAUUAAAAAGCUGGGCAUACAGGCUACGGCAGACCAGCUUUUUCAAGAAAUCAAAAGUCCGGCAAGAGGAGAUGACUGGCGAUGUUGCUCCUGAUUGGAUUUCUCUCUCUGAGCAUGCAACAGUGCAGAAUAAAGCACCUGGUCAAUCUGUGGCUGGAUCAUUCCAGCGAGGCCGAUUUCAGGUCAUCACAGUGCCACAGGCUUCAGGUGGUUCAGAAAGUGAACCCUGUGAGAUGCCGCCUUCCUCAGAACUUGGUCCAGAAGAAGAGGCUCCCAGAAAAGGAGAAAUUGCUAUGUUGGCUGGUGCCAUGGGUGAAACAGAUGCAUCCCCUACCACCCCUGAGCAGCGGGACCUGGAGGAGAACUCUGCUAUCGCUAGCAGGAUGCAGUCCUUCUCAGAGCCAUGGGCCAAAGGCAGUUUUGUGCGGAAGCAGCCUAGCUCUGACAGUGAACUUUCUGCCCCCAUGGGUGGUAGCCUGGAGGGCUGGGAGCGAAGCCAGCAGUCACAAGAGGAGAGGGAUGGCACCCACAUAAAGAGGCGCAGUUCACUCUUUUACUCCCCCUCUUCCCCAAUGAGCAGCGAUGAUGAGUCUGAGAUUGAAGAUGAGGACCUGAAGGUGGAGCUGCAGCGUUUGCGGGAGAAACACAUUCAGGAGGUAGUGAACCUUCAGGCUCAACAGAACAGGGAGCUGCAGGAGUUGUAUGAACGGCUCCGCUCCAUCAAAGAUAGCAGGUCAGAAUCCUCUGACAUGUCCCUGCAACUGUCGUCUCCACGCCGGCCCAAGUCUUUCAAAAGCAAGCUGCGUAGCAGGCCACAGUCUCUGUCGCAUGUUGACAAUGGCAUUGUUGCUCCUGAAUGCUGUUGUGCUACCACUGCUGCCUCUGUGAUAGACUAUCAGUUGAGCAUUCAGGCCCAUUUGCUGCACCAGAGCUGUUCACAAGCAGAGACUAGCCAAGACCAGCUCUGCAUCGUCAGCAGCACUGCUUCUUGUCAGCAGACUACGGCCAGUAAGAAAGGGAUGUUCACAGAUGACUUGCACAAACUGGUGGACGACUGGACAAAAGAAAAGGUGGGGAACUCCCUUAUCAAGCCAAGUCUCAACCAGAUCAAACAGAACAAGCAUCGGCUGGACUCCGACAGCUGGAGCAAAGUAUAUGAGACGACAACAUCUACAGUGGGCUACACGUCCACAUGGAUUUCCUCGCUUUCCCAGAUCCGAGGGACCGUACCAGCUGCUUUACCCCAAGGACUUCCCCUGUCCCCCUUUUCUGGCACACUAUCGCCAUAUGGAGUACCCCACGUAUGCCAGUAUAACACCAUGACAGGGACAACUUACCCAGUGCAAUGGGUGGGCAUUUCAGGGACAGCCCAGCAGUCUGUUGUUGUCCCUGCCCAGCCUGUGGGACCAUUUCAGCCAGGGAUAAGCAUGCCAGCCUUUCCAGCAUCACCUGUACAAAACCCAGCUCCCAUCCCCCCAAGUCCCAAAUGAAGGCGGAUGGCUAAAAGGAUGAUCGAUAUGGGGACUGUGCCUAUAACUCAUGAUUCCAUUCCUCUGCCUUGCAUUCUGCGGCCUGGAUUUUGGGGUGAAUUCCCCAGAGCAGCAAUGUGGUGGGAGAUUGCCUUUGCAUUCUCUUAUUUGAAUACUUGAUAUAAUAUUCUUUGGGGGGAUUUUUUUUUUUUUAAUAUCAUACUUGAGAGAGCUUUGGCCUGUGCAUCUCAUUGUUCCUGAGAUGGACAGCAUGCCCAUGUGCUGCUUAAUAAUGACCCUUCCCUGUCAUUCUGGCCCCAGGUCCCUUGAGUUUUUGAGGCUGAUAGUAACCCUUUUUAAAUUGUUCACAUACUGGAAUUUGAGUUAAUUUACUGAAGGAGUGGGAGCAGCAGAGAAAGUGACACUUUGGAUCCUCUUUUAAUUUUAUAUUUCUGCCUAGUUUCAUUGGCAGCUUUCAUUGACGGGGGGGGGGCAGAUUUUAUUUGUAGAAAGAUUUGCUGCCACUGGAUCCUGUCUUAAAUUCUCUCCUCUCCUACCCCAAGUGACAGGCCUUUUACAGUUGGAGGACCAUUGAAGGAA